CAUAAACACACACACAGUGAUUGUUUAAAUCUUUUGUUUCUACUCUUUUCCCUAUAAUCUAUAUAUAUUAACAUUUAAUUUGUAACCCAAAAAUGAGUUCUGAUUCUGAUGAAUACGGUCUUCCUCUCCCAGAGAGUUGCAUCAUCGUGGGGUUUGGUGGAGUUUGUGUGGAUUUAUUGGCAACAGUGACAUGUUUCCCAGUUCCAGACUCCAAGAUGAGAAGCACCCAACUCAAGGUCCAAGGUGGCGGAAAUGCUGGAAAUGCUUUAACUUGUGCUGCUCGGUUGGGAUUAAAGCCAAGGAUCAUUGCAAAGGUUGCAAAUGAUAUUCAAGGUAGGGCCUUGUUGGAGGAGCUAGAAGUUGAUGGAGUUGACACUUCGUUUAUGGUGGUUUCUAAGGAAGGGACUACGCCAUUUAGCUACAUCAUUAUUGACACCCAAAAGAAGACACGAACUUGUAUAUUCAAUCCAGGAGAAUAUCCUCCAAUGAAACCUGAAGAUCUUCAUAGUACUAACUUGGUAUCUAUAUUGGCUGGAUCAAAAGUGGUUUAUUUUGAUGGAAGGAUGCUUGACACCGCUAUUGUCAUUGCUCAAGAGGCAUUUCAGCAGAAUAUACCUAUCUUAGUUGAUGCUGAAAAACCAAGGAAAGGAUUGGAUAAUCUCUUAAGAUUGACCGAUUAUAUUAUAUGCUCAGAAAAUUUUCCACAGGUUUGGACAGAGGCAUCAACUAUCCCAAAAGCACUAGUUUCAAUUAUGUUAAGGUUACCAAAACUCAAAUUUGUGAUUGUAACAUUGGGAAAAGAUGGUUGCAUAAUGCUUGAGCGAUGUGUGGAUGGUAUUUCUCCAUUAGAAGAAAUGGAUAUUGAUAGCACAUUUGAGUCAUUAACAAAGAGAAAGGAUGAUACCAUAACCAUGCCUACCUGUAUAGCUUCGUCUAUAAUGAAGUUUAAAGCAAAAGGAGAAGGAUGUAUGUGUGGGAAGUUAUAUAUUGGAACAGCUGAAAAGAUUCCACCAUCAAAACUUAUUGACACAACUGGUGCUGGAGAUGCAUUUGUUGGAGCUAUUUUAUGUGCAAUAUGUGCCAACUUUUCGCCACAGAUAAUGUUGACAUUUGCCUCUUAUGUGGCAGCCACCAAUUGUAAAGCUCUUGGAGCUCGAAGUGGUCUUCCAUAUCGUACUGAUCCCUAUCUUGCAUCUUUCACACACUAGAGCCUCAAUUUGGGUGCCUAAAAAUUUAAUAUAUAUAGUAUAGAAAAAAAUCAAGUGUAUUAAAAAUAUUAGUGUUUCGGUAAUUUUAGUUAUUGAUUUUAACUAUGUAUAUGUUGUACGAUUGAAAUAAAUAAAUAAAAUUAUUGAAA
This is a messenger RNA of Arachis duranensis, 1357 nucleotides long. RefSeq lists its product as uncharacterized. NCBI's taxonomy places the organism in Eukaryota, Viridiplantae, Streptophyta, Magnoliopsida, Fabales, Fabaceae. Bases 93 to 1208 code for a protein of 371 amino acids. The transcript has 12 exons. The record is from RefSeq and is a predicted model, not a curated record. Gene Ontology annotation, molecular function: kinase activity.